Messenger RNA from Drosophila innubila, 4084 nucleotides. It is a transcript of the gene Cand1, whose product is annotated as cullin-associated NEDD8-dissociated protein 1. The transcript has 8 exons. The record is from RefSeq and is a predicted model, not a curated record. The coding region runs from base 192 to 3929 and encodes 1245 amino acids. Lineage: Eukaryota; Metazoa; Arthropoda; Insecta; Diptera; Drosophilidae. Gene Ontology annotation, biological process: protein ubiquitination; SCF complex assembly. Gene Ontology annotation, cellular component: nucleus.
CCAUCCCUAGUUCCAGUUUCAACAACACGCAAGAAAGAAUUUUUUGUGCCGGAAAAAAAAAUUGAAUAGAAUUUUCAUUGUCUAAGACAAAAGGAAUUUGUGAGGCGGUCACAAAAUCAUCAAAUCGGCAAUCGCGUACAAAAUUUCAUAUAUUUCAAUACAUACCGCUCACCCAUACAUAGGAUAGGAUCAUGGCGUCGCAUCAAUAUCACCAAAUUGCAAAUUUGCUGGAAAAAAUGACGUCUACGGACAAAGAUUUUCGAUUCAUGGCAACAAACGAUCUAAUGACUGAAUUGCAAAAAGACAGUAUUAUACUGGAUGACGAGUCGGAGAAGAAGGUGGUACGCAUGGUGCUUAAACUGCUUGAGGACAAGAACGGUGAAGUGCAGAAUUUGGCUGUCAAGUGUCUGGGCCCGCUGGUCAAUAAGGUCAAAGAGAAUCAAGUGGAGACAAUUGUGGACUCGCUAUGUGGCAACAUGAUGUCGAAUGUGGAGCAAUUGCGCGAUAUCUCCAGCAUUGGCCUCAAGACCGUAAUUGCCGAGCUGCCACAAUCCUCGAAUUCGCUUGCACCGAACGUCUGUCAGCGCAUUACUGGUAAAUUGAGUAUUGCCAUUGAAAAGGAAGAUGUUUCCGUUAAAUUGGAGUCGCUGGACAUAUUGUCGGAUUUGCUGUCACGUUUCGGCGAAUUCUUGGUGCCAUUUCAUAGCACCAUAUUGAAGGCACUUAUGCCGCAGCUGGCGUCGCCUCGUCAGGCUGUACGGAAACGCACGAUUGUUGCAUUAUCCGUGCUGCUGAUCCAAGCGAAUAGCAAUGCCUAUAAUGGGGUCGUUGAUCACCUGCUCGAAGGACUCGAAAAUCCACAGAAUCCUGGCGCAAUUCGCACCUACAUUCAAUGCCUGGCUUCCAUUUGUCGUCAGGCUGGACAUCGUCUCUGUAACCAUAUCGAUCGCUCCAUGUUGCUGCUGAAGCAAUAUAGCCAGCGGGAUGAUGAUGAGCUACGUGAAUUCUGUCUGCAGGCUUGUGAGGCAUUUGUUUUGCGUUGCCCGGACGCUAUAAAUCCACACAUUCCCAUGAUACUCGAGCUAUGCCUCAAAUAUGUGACAUACGAUCCCAACUACAACUACGAGGCCGAUGACGGCGACACAGGAAUUGCUAUGGACACCGAGGAGGAUGAGUAUGUGGACAGCGAGGAAUAUAGCGAUGAUGAUGAUAUGAGCUGGAAAGUCAGGCGUGCUGCUGCCAAAUGUCUGGAGGUUCUAAUUGCCACACGUCAAGAGUUAAUUGAGGAAUUCUAUCGCACGCUGAGUCCAGCAUUGAUUGCUCGUUUCAAGGAGCGUGAGGAGAAUGUUAAAUCUGAUAUAUUUCAUGCAUAUGUUGCACUGCUGAGGAACACACGUCCAGCUGAUGAUAUGGCUCAUGAUCCCGACUCCAUGGAUCAAGUAUCGGGACCGACUCUAUUGCUAAUUGAGCAACUGCCGCAAAUAAUUAAAUCUAUACAACCAUUGAUGCGUGAGAAGUCGAUGAAAACACGCCAGGAUUGUUUCCUCUUGCUGCGCGAGCUGUUGAAUUCUCUACCAGGCGCACUGGGACCACAUCUGGAGAGCAUUGUGCCCGGCAUAAGCUAUUCGUUGAACGAUAAGAGCUCGACAAGUAAUAUGAAGAUUGAAUCACUGGGCUUCCUUUGCUCAUUGCUGCAGGGCCAUCAACCGCAAGUUUUCCAUCCUCAUAUUCCGUUGCUGGUGCCGCUGGUUGUGACAUCGGUGUUUGAUCCAUUCUAUAAGAUUGCCACAGAGGCACUUUUGGUGCUGCAGCAGCUCGUGAAAGUUGUGCGUCCAUUGGGCGUAAUUGCUGUCAAAUCCGAUUUCGAUGUAACGCCAUUUGUUGGCCAAGUUUAUUCGUGCACCUUGCAAAAACUGAAGGUGACUGAUGUCGAUCAGGAGGUUAAGGAACGCGCCAUUGCCUGUAUGGGCCAAAUUAUUGCUAAUAUGGGUGAUCUGCUCAAGAACGAAUUGGCCGUUUGUCUGCCCAUCUUCAUGGAACGCUUGAAAAACGAAGUAACUCGCCUCAGCAGCGUCAAGGCACUCACUAUGAUUGCAGCAUCCCCAUUGCGUAUUGAUCUGUCGCCCAUUCUCCAUGAGGUGCUGCCCACUUUGGGCACAUUCUUGCGCAAAAAUCAUCGGGCAUUGAAGCUGCACUCUCUGGACCUCAUCAACAAGAUUGUGAUCAACUAUUCCUCGAACUUUGAACCCAAUGUGUUACAGUCAGCUAUUGUGGAAAUUCCUGGACUCAUUUCCGAUUCCGAUUUACAUGUAGCCCAAUACUCAUUAACUCUAUUAAGUACAACAGCUCGACGACAGCCUCAGGCAUUGGUUGGCAUACACGAGAAAUUUUUGCCAUCUGUUUUAUUAUUGGUUCGCUCGCCGUUGUUGCAGGGCAGCGCAUUGCAAUGCACUUUGGAGCUAUUCCAGGCUUUGGUGCAGGCGCAGCUACCAGGAUUGGACUAUCAUUCUCUGGUGUCCAAGCUAAUGGAGCCAGUUUUAACUGGCAACGAUCCUGCGGGCAAGAAUCCAAGCGAGCAAGUGCAGCUGCAUAAGCAGGCAUAUCAUUCGUCGGCCAAGUGCAUUGCGGCUUUAACCCAACAAUGCCCACAGGUGGCGACUCCCCUGGCCACUCAACUAAUGGCCGAGCUACAGAAGCGCGACAACAAGGAUACGCAGAUAAUCUUCUGCCUGCUGACAAUUGGCGAAAUAGGCAGGCACUUUGACCUUAGCUCUAUUCAGGUGCUACCCCAGACAAUUAUUGAAUGCUUUGGCGCCACCUCGGAGGAUGUUAAGGCAGCUGCUUCACAUGCUCUUGGUGCCGUAUCUGUGGGAAGUCUGCAGACCUAUUUGCCGCUCAUUCUAAAGGAAAUCGAAGCACAGCCGAAGCGUCAGUAUCUGUUGCUGCACUCAUUGAAGGAGGUCAUAUCAUCUCUGUCGGUCACACCAAAUGGUCUGGCCCAAUUGUUGCCAUCAGUGCCAUCGAUAUGGACGCAACUCUUCAAGCACUGCGAGUGCUCGGAGGAAGGAUCACGCAACGUAGUUGCCGAAUGUCUGGGAAAACUAGUACUCGUCAAUCCCGAGGAAUUGUUACCACAAUUACAGCAAGCGCUGCGCUCGGAGAGCGCUACCAUGCGCACCGUUGUUGUGUCCUCGGUGAAGUUUACAAUCUCUGAUCAACCGCAACCAAUUGAUUUGCUGCUCAAGCAAAGCAUUGGAGAGUUUCUAUUCGCACUGCGCGAUCCAGAGCCACAAGUACGUCGUGUCGCUCUCGUUGCAUUUAAUUCGGCUGUACACAAUAAGCCAAGUUUGGUACGUGACUUGCUGCCAACGCUUUUGCCCUGGCUAUAUUCAGAGACAAAAGUGAAAAGCGAGCUUAUACGUGAGGUGGAAAUGGGACCAUUUAAGCACACGGUCGAUGAUGGUCUCGAUAUACGAAAAGCGGCUUUCGAAUGCAUGUAUACACUGCUUGAACAGGGACUGGAACGUGUGGACGUUAUGCAAUUCAUGGAUCAUGUGCAGGCUGGCCUAUGUGAUCAUUAUGACAUCAAAAUGCUGACUUACCUAAUGACAGCACGAUUGGCCGUACUAUGUCCCGAUAAAGUUUUGCUAAGAUUGGAUCAGUUUGUUCAACAAUUACGCGAUACAUGCACACACAAGGUAAAGGCCAAUUCGGUUAAACAGGAGUACGAGAAACAAGAUGAACUUAAGCGUUCCGCUCUGCGAGCCGUUUCUGCGCUCUCGCAAAUACCCAAAGCAAAUAAAAAUCAGCAGUUAGUAGACUUUUUAAAGUCCAUCAAGGAAACUCCGGAACUGUGUAAAAUUUAUGAAUAUGUCCAGAAGGAUUCCAUUACCGGCAAUUCAGACAUUAUUGCCAUGGACCAGACUUAAAUGUGUGUGUUUUAAAUCAGCGCUGUUCUAUGAAUUAUAAUUUUAUUGAUAAUAAUGUAAUAAGAAUGUGUGAACACAACAAAGAAAAAACAUAAAAAUAACAUGUAUCUACUUUCUGAUACAGCCAUUAGUUUUGUAACUAAUCAAAAACAAAA